AUGUAUCAAAAUUCUGGUAAGGGAUCCGAAAAGGUAAACGAACCAACCAAUGAUGGAAAAGAAGACGAAAGCGGAGAAGCAAAAGAUAAAGAACCAUCUUAUGUGCCUCUGCCGCCAUACAAACCACCUAUUCUAUCCAACAAGAAAAAGCUUGAGGAUGACGAAACUGUUAUGCUUACUUCCGAGUAUAGCGCUAUUAUUCAAAAUAACAUGCCUCCUAAACUGAAAGACCCUGGUAUGCUAAAGAACGUUCUCGUUCGUAUAGAACAAUUCUAUAUUCCUACCAAAUUUGUAAUAAUGGAUAUAAAGGAGGAUUCCAAUAUCCCUAUUAUUUUAGGAAGACCCUUUUUAGCCACAGUCGGAGCCAUCAUAGACGUGAAGAAAGGAAGGCUAACAUUCGAAGUCGGAGAAGAAAAAGUUGAAUUUCUCUUAGCUAAAUUCCUACAAGCACCAACUAUAGACGAAUCAUGUUGUUCUUAG
Lathyrus oleraceus (garden pea) is the source of this 480-nucleotide messenger RNA. RefSeq lists its product as uncharacterized. NCBI's taxonomy places the organism in Eukaryota, Viridiplantae, Streptophyta, Magnoliopsida, Fabales, Fabaceae. The transcript is spliced from 3 exons. The record is from RefSeq and is a predicted model, not a curated record. The coding region runs from base 1 to 480 and encodes 159 amino acids.